This is a messenger RNA of Seminavis robusta, 2724 nucleotides long. The record is from the annotation of a GenBank genome assembly. NCBI's taxonomy places the organism in Eukaryota, Bacillariophyta, Bacillariophyceae, Naviculales, Naviculaceae.
AUGCCCCCGACACCUGAAGGAAAACCAACGCUUCCGCAGGGCCCAGGGUCCAGUGGGAAGAAAAAGAAAAAUAAGAACAAGAGGAAGAGUGCUGGGAAAGAAGAGAAGAGCCCUGUGACGAACAACGAAAAUGGCAAGGAACCGCCCAACAAAUCUGAAACUGACACGCCUCCCAGCAAUGGCAAUACUCCUGCCAAAGAGCUACAAGAAAGUCCAACUGUACCAAAACCAGAGGAGAAUCAAGGACCAAAGGAAAAUAUAGGGGCCAGUGGGAAAAAGAAAAAGAAGAAAAACAAAAAGCGCACUGCCAGGGACGAAAAGAGCCCGACCACAGCCGAAGCAAAUGGGAAGGACUCGUCCAACAAAUCUGCAACUGAAAAGCCCCCAAGCAACAGCAGUAAUCCUGCCAAGCAGCCAGAAGAAAGUACCACAAAAUCGACGCCAGAAGAGAAGCAAGGACCACCGAAAGACACUGGGUCAAAUGGGAAGAAAGCAAAGAAGAACAAGAAGAAUGCUGCCAAUGAUGAGAAGAUCCCAGUGAAGGACAAAGGAAUUGGCAAGGAUUCACAUGACAAAUCUGAAAUUGAAAAAGUUCCAAGCAAUGGCAGUGCUCCUGCCAAACAGCUUCAAGAAAGUCCGACUGUACCAAAACCAGAGGAGAAUCAAGGACCAAAGGAAGAUGCAGGGUCCAGUGGGAAAAAGAAACGGAAGAAAAACAAAAAGAACGGUGCUAGUGAUGAAAAGAGCCCUAUCACCAAAGAAGAAAGCAGCAAGGAGGACACACCUGAAACUGUAAAUCCCCCAAGCAACGGUAGUGCUCCUGUCAAGCAGCCUGUUGAUGCAGAGAAGGAGUCUGUGAACGCAGCAGAAGAGAGUGUCACUGCGCUAACUCGAUCUGAAAAGAGAGCAGCCAAGCGCAAGAGGCAAAAGGAAAAGAAAGAGAUGACGAAUGGGUCAAGCCCCACCGACGAAGAAGGUGAAUCCAAAGAGAACAACGAGAAAGCACCCGAGAAAUCACAAAACGGAAACCACAAACAGGGCACUCCUUUCAAACAGCCAACUCAAGAAGAGAAGAAGAGGCGAGCGCAGCUUGCUGCAGAGAUUAGGGCUGAAUCACGCAGGAAGAAAAAGGAAAGGAAAAGGAACCAGAGCUCCACUACCGGUAAUAAUAAUGAAGCUGCUACCAAACAAGCGAACAACAAUCCACUUCUCGAAGCUUAUCAAGCCUUUAUGCAAAAUAAUGCCUCCAAGCAAGAGUGCGCCAACUUCUUUUCGACUACUCUGAUGGAUGCAGACCGUCGCGCGGAACUGUGGACGGAACAAGCCGAUCUAGGCGAGGCCUUGUUGAAUCAAUAUAGUUGGGCCAUUCCGGAUGAACGUGCCAUUCGUAUCUUGAAGCACUUCAGUCCACUGGUGGAGAUUGGGUGUGGGGCGAAUGCCUAUUGGGCACGGCUUCUGAAACGGGAAGGUGUCGACAUUAUUGCCUAUGAUGUGAAUCCCAAUAGUGGUGGAAAGAUUCCAACCGAAGGACAUCAACAAGGCACGAACGGGUCCGAGUCAAAGGAUGAGCUACAGGCGUUGAAGGGUGGUCCUGAAGCCUUGGCAUUUAAGAAGGUUCGCAAAUCCAAGCGAACGUUGCUGUUGUGCUAUUGCGAUGAAGAGCCACUGCCACCUGAAGUGAAGCCCACCGACCAGUCCUUGUCCUCAGAUGAGCGCAAAAGCGGCGACAGCCACAAAGAUGAUGCAAGCGACCGCGAUGGUGGCUCUCUUGGAGCGGCAUGUCUACGUCACUACCAGGGUGACUACAUUAUUCACAUUGGCGAGCUGUAUGGGGACACGCUGUGCGUAGAUCAAGCGCCAUGGGGACGUACGUCGGCUCCGACAUUUCAGGAACUUUUGGCAAAGUCCUUUCACUGCCUUUUGAAAGCCAGCCUCCCCAGCUGGCUUCAUACACGAGAUUCCAUCAGCGUUUGGAAAAGAACGGAAACCUGUCCGAUGGUCUUUGCAGGCGACAACGAGGACGAUGAGCCGGAGGAAGAUCAUUAUAGGCAUAUUCCGAGUGAGGAACGGCUGCAAAGUGAUAUUGCGGCUCAGUGCUUGCUUCAUUUGUUGCAUCCUCCAACAACCAACAAGUUUGCCGCCAAUGGACAGAAAAUGAACGGAACGAAGAACAAGGCAACCAAAGCGCCUGCGUCCGAGGAGCCCAAGUCCAAGAAAAUGAAACUCAAGGGGAAGGGCAAGGAGCACGAACCAACCGACAAUAAGCAACAAGGUUCCAGGCAGAAAGAUGAAACAUGUGAUCCAAUUUCGGAGAGCAGCAAUGGCAGCUCGAACGGAGGCGUUCCCAACAACAAGAAAAGCUCAAAGCACAACAACAAGCAGCAAGACACGAUUGAAGAAACACCGAAGGAGAGUGAAGGCAAUGCGAAGAGGGAAAUCGCUCCCGACACUGAAAAGAUAGAGAUGGAGGAGUCUUCUAAUGGCAAGGAUGCCGGCUUCAUCGAAGUGAAAGGCAAACGUAGACGUGAGAAGAAAGCCAAGAAGAUUCCCGCACAGAAAUUCUCUCCUGGAAAGGAUACUCCGAUGUCUGGGCUCGGAAAACGGAAGGCAAAACCAGACCAACCAGGGUCCAGGGAGAAGCGGCAAAAGAAUGUUCGAUUUGAAGGUAACGCUUCAAAAGAAGCCGUUCCGAACGAGGGCAGCAAGUAUGAGGUUGAGUGGUAG